Molecule: messenger RNA, 1239 nt
Organism: Penicillium daleae
Lineage: Eukaryota; Fungi; Ascomycota; Eurotiomycetes; Eurotiales; Aspergillaceae
Product: integrase zinc binding domain-containing protein
Exons: 5
Coding region: 1-1239 (412 amino acids)
Source: RefSeq, a predicted model, not a curated record
AUGAGCAGCUACUCCAGACGCAACGAAGGGGCCGACAAUUAUCUCAUGAAUCCAUCGAUGGCAGUGCCCGGUACAUACAGCCACGCAGAUAGCCAUGACUAUGGGGGAGCAGGUUCUGGCACAUACCACUUUCCCCAGCAUUCAUUCAAUCCAUACGGAAAUCAAUUUAGCCCGUCGUAUGGGCAGCAGUCAAGCAUAUCCCCCGGAAUGCAGCAUCUGCAGUAUGCGUCGGAGCAUACGAUUCCCUCGAUGUCUACCACGGAAGAUAUGAGACUUCAUCAUCCUCCCCCACAGUACAUUUCCCAACCCCGCUAUCUACAAUCUCCGAGGUAUCUGCCGCUGCGCGACGCUCUUGGUGAGACGGAUAUCGAGAGUCAAGAGUCCCGAAACGAGGGCACAAUGCUUUCAGAGCCCGUGGUACCCGCCCUCGAUGGAUUUCCAGAUGUAAAAGAGUUUGAUCAGCUCAUGCAGAGCUAUGUGGACGAACUCUCGGUGAAGAAACAAGAUAAGGCAUUGAUCCAUGCCAAGAGAGCGCGGAACAUUCGAACCGUGUUGAUUGAUCCCAAAGACACUGCAAUCGAGUCUGCUCAAUUUCGGUUCUGGGUCAAGAAAAUGUUCAAGCUUCAACCAGUCGGCAUGGGCACGGCAGAUUGCCGAAAAAUGAUUUGUCAUGAAGGGAAGCCCGUGGCAAUCCGCGAGAAACUGUUCAAGAUUCUCACCAAGGCACAUCAGCAAUGCCAGCAUGGUGGCCGCGACAAGACCUCUGCACAGGUCCGACGGAUAUACUCAUGGGUGCCAAAAGAAUUGAUCUCUCGAUUUGUCAAGAUUUGUCCAACUUGCCAGGUCCGGCGCGGAGGAUCUCGUUUGACGCCGCCGAAUUCCCGGCGAGGCUCACCCCGACUUGAGAUGGUGCCCCGAACUCCUAAGCUCCCAUCACCCCCGAUGAUCAAACGAGAAUCGUCAUAUGGAGCACAUUCUUCUCUCGACCGAGCACAGACAGAAUAUUUCAGCCAGCUUCACGGUCACAACGGGUGGAUAGACAGCGCUCAGAGCUUGCAGAGCCGUUCUGGCUUGAACUCCGGGGUUCGAUCCUUCCCAGGGCCGAUGAACGGCCUCCCCCACUCACUCUCCGGGGGCAUGGAUCCCUUCUCGGCUGAUCUAUCAGUUCCACCGUCUCAGUUGAGCUAUACGACAGGGUAUGUCCCGUCUCACGGAGCCCCAACCCAACGGGAUUUCUAA